Molecule: messenger RNA, 1525 nt
Organism: Drosophila erecta
Lineage: Eukaryota; Metazoa; Arthropoda; Insecta; Diptera; Drosophilidae
Gene: Parp16
Product: mono [ADP-ribose] polymerase PARP16 homolog
Exons: 1
Coding region: 295-1371 (358 amino acids)
Biological process (GO): endoplasmic reticulum unfolded protein response
Cellular component (GO): endoplasmic reticulum tubular network; nuclear envelope; membrane
Molecular function (GO): kinase binding; protein serine/threonine kinase activator activity
Source: RefSeq, a predicted model, not a curated record
GUGAGACUUUCUUGUCAAAUUUGCUGUAAGAGUUUAAUUUCCGAACAUUACUUACAAGAAAAGAAAUUGUAGUGCGAAAUCCGUUUGUUAUUUUUUCGAGUGCAUUCGAGGACGAAAUUCAAUCUCCUGCAACCAGUCCGGGGCAUUCAUCCGACCUGCGACCUGAGCGACACACUUCAUUCGAUUGUCGAGAUUUUCGGAGGCUUAGAUUGAUGCCCGACGGCUUGCCGAAAACUCUGCAGAACAACAAUUUCCAAAUUUUAGUCUCGGAAGGGAAAUCAAAAUCCAGUGGAAAUGACCCUGCUUUCGGGCGCCACAUCAGUGGGGUAUCCCAGUCAAAUGCCGGCGAAAAGGAUCAGCUGGCGGCGUUUGGUAUCACUGCUGCCGCAUUCCAUAGGACUGCCCAUAAAAGCGGUGACGCCCCAUUUGAGGGACCUACAUCUCGUACAGCGCCGUCUCCAGGACGAUUUUCUGGGCUGCGAGGCUCUGUGGACGAUUUUUAUGGCCGCCGCCUGGAGCUAUCGCUACAGAACACGGCUGAGACCAUUUCCCAGCCACUGGCACACCAUAGAUAUGGUGUUCAAUACGCUGGGUGAUGCGCCCAGGCUGGAGGUGCUGCAGCAGCAGCUCCUGCACUGCGACUACCAGGACUGCUCCCCCAAUGUGGUGCGUUUGCUAACCGACAUCUUGGUGGAGCAGGCCGAUCGCGUGUCCUUGAGCUCCCUGCGGCCCUGCGAGUUCGAGCAGCUGUACGCCCACCUGGGCAUGCCCUCUCCCAAGCGUGCACCCACCCAGAUCUUUGAGGUGCGAACGGGCAAGGGGAACGAGAUGGGCGAGGCCUAUGCCCUCUUGCGGCAGCGGAACAAGGAAUCCGUUCGCCUGGGCUUCUACGGCUGCAAGCUGGAGAAGCUCUAUGCGCUGCUGAACCAGAACUGCCUGGCGAACGGAAAGUGCCUGGAGCUCACCUGCGAUAUCAAUGAGGCCCUGGCCAGGAGUAAGCCCCAGGCUGGCUUGGGCGGCUCCCGGUGCGGAUCGAUACUGCGCUGCGUGGCUGUGGUGGAGUUCGUUUUCCAGGACAACGAAACGAGCCGCGAUAAGAAGCAGGUGAUCAUCAAGGAUGCGAACACCAUGCAGGUAUCCUAUCUACUGCUGUACGGCCAAAGCUGCAAUGAGUACGCUAUCGAGAGGCAGAUCAAGCUGAUGGCGGAGCCCGCUCGAGAACUGCUCAACUGGGUGGAGAAAUACCAGGAUGAAGCCAUAUCCUUGGGCGUUGGCCUGCUGAUCGUUUCCUCGAUGGCUCAUUUCGGAAGCACUUUCUUUCGCCUGUUUGCUCGCAAUGGUUUCCAUGUCCUCAAGCGGGGCCUCCUUUAAAAAUUGAUAGUCCUCAACUUGUAUUAGCCAUAUCCUGUGACCUUGAACUGCAACCGAGCUGUGUUGCCGACUUCAGUUUGAUUUUCACUGCAGUCGGCAACAGAACUCAGUGACAGGCAUCUGUGGUGUGCGAAAUGAAAUCGAUUUGUGUCCU